Messenger RNA from Cyanidioschyzon merolae strain 10D, 948 nucleotides. Its product is annotated as similar to multidrug resistance protein. Gene Ontology annotation, biological process: iron-sulfur cluster assembly. Bases 1 to 948 code for a protein of 315 amino acids. The record is from RefSeq and is a predicted model, not a curated record. The transcript has a single exon. Gene Ontology annotation, molecular function: ATP-dependent FeS chaperone activity; ATP binding; 4 iron, 4 sulfur cluster binding. Lineage: Eukaryota; Rhodophyta; Bangiophyceae; Cyanidiales; Cyanidiaceae.
AUGAACUUGUACGGGGGUUGCUCAACGCAGCGGGCUUGGCUGUCACGAUAUCUGCGGCUGCCACCAGCUACCACGGUGUUUUCACGCUUGAUCGGGCACGCCCCUCUCCAGCUUCGAGACUUGACUCAGGGAGCUGCAGUCAGCGGGCCGUUCCAGAAACGCGUGCUUGCCGGCGUGACUGCGGUUGUGCUCUCGAGCGCCGUCAAAGGCGGUGUGGGAAAGUCUACGGUAGCAGUGGGUCUUGCAAGCGCGUUGCAGCAGGGACUUGGACUACGUUGCGGGAUCCUAGACGCGGACAUUUACGGUCCAUCGGUUCUACACUUGUUGCGGGCGAGCGUCACACAAGCAAGCCGCGAUCGCAACCCCAAGACGAGUCGACCACUCGUUCCUCUUGUCACCGAGUCUGGGCUCAAAGUAUUCGGGCUGGCCGCUUUGCAGAAACGAGCAACCGAAGCGUUGGUAUGGCGAGGACCUGUGGCCACCAGAGCGGUCCAGCAACUGCUCUUCGACGUGGACUGGGCGCCUCUUGAUAUUCUGGUGGUGGAUACCCCGCCGGGGACCGGCGACGUUCUCCUGACCUUGGCGCAACAGCUCAAGGUGCAGGGAGCGAUUCUGGUCACCACACCGCCACAGCUGGUAGAGGUUCAGGUUCGCAGGGGCUUGGAGGCGCUUGCUCGCCUCUCGAUACCGGUACUCGGCAUCGUCGAGAACAUGGCAUAUGUGGAGUGCUCGCGGUGUCAGCAUAAAGAGGAGGUUUUCGGCGCGCCGGAACAGCGUGCCGCAGCGCUCGCACAAGCCGCUUCCGUACAAGUCCUCGCUCACUUGCCUUUGAACAAGACACUUUGUGAGGCCGCCGACCAAGGUCGCAUGGCGCAGGACACUGCCGUGCAAACCAUGUUCAGUGAUUUAGCAGUUCAGGUCGCGACGCUGCUAGGCUUCCCAGUCUGA